AUGGAGAAGGAGCAUACCAUUAUAUCUGGUCUUUCUGCUGAGCCCGAGCUCUGCCUUACAUCAAUAGAUGCUAUUGGCGUAACAGUGCAGGAGAUGCGUGCAAGUUUUGCGCAGGGAACCGACACGCGACAUCAAAACUCCAAGCUGCUGCUCGAUGCGCUCAGUAUGGACCUUGGGCGUCCUACUGUGGAAAGCGAGGUGUUCGAGAUUGCGCCUGUCGAAUACGAGAUUGGGCAGUUUUUGAACGAGCAGGCCGCGUUGUUUGAUGUGCUCGAUGAAGUUCGCAAAGUGCCGCACGGGACUGUAGCAAUUAUCGGCGCGUGGAACUACCCGAUACGACUGAUUUUGCUGCCGCUCAUCGGUGCCCUGGCUGCCGGUAAUACUAUUCUAGUAUCUGAGUGCUCGAUCCCGAUGCCGUGCGUGUGGUGCAAGUCGUUGUUCCACCACGACGUGGCAGAUCUCGGGGCUACUGCUACACGCAUCAUGUGGGCCAAGCUAGCAAACUCUGGCCAGACCUGUGUUGGGGUUGACUACCUGCUAGUUCACCGCUCAAUCAAGGACAAGCUGGCUGUGAACUUGAUCAACUCGCGCGACCAGCCCUUGGCGCUCUAUGCGUUCGGCAGCUCCAAGACCACAGAGUAUAUACAAAUCAACAAGGUCAAGCCCAACUCGAAUAGCGAAACCAAGCUGUUCAAGAACCUCGCUAUUAUCCUAAAUGACCGCACAGCACUGGAGGCAUUCCUGACGGAUCCCAAUUCCAACAGCUACCGCGCCGGGCUCGUUAGUUUGGCGCAGACCAUAAAGCAGUAUGCGUGGAGGGACCACUACGACCAGCAGCUCAUGUCAGACUUCCAGACCGUUGCGAAUCGGCUCAAGGAGUUGCUGGCCUGGUGA
This is a messenger RNA of Linderina pennispora, 894 nucleotides long. RefSeq names its product ALDH-like protein. The record is from RefSeq and is a predicted model, not a curated record. Bases 1 to 894 code for a protein of 297 amino acids. Gene Ontology annotation, cellular component: cytoplasm. Gene Ontology annotation, biological process: aldehyde metabolic process. NCBI's taxonomy places the organism in Eukaryota, Fungi, Kickxellomycota, Kickxellomycetes, Kickxellales, Kickxellaceae. The transcript has 7 exons. Gene Ontology annotation, molecular function: aldehyde dehydrogenase (NAD+) activity.